Molecule: messenger RNA, 423 nt
Organism: Mytilinidion resinicola
Lineage: Eukaryota; Fungi; Ascomycota; Dothideomycetes; Mytilinidiales; Mytilinidiaceae
Exons: 1
Coding region: 1-423 (140 amino acids)
Source: RefSeq, a predicted model, not a curated record
AUGUACGGCUUCAACCCACCCCCCCGCCGCCGCCCGCGGCCCCGCCUCCUCCUCUUCACCUACGCCAGCGCCCACACGCCCCACCACACGCCCUUCAGCGCGCACUUCCGCGUCCCCGUGCUCUCCCUCCUCGACGUCUCGCGCUGCCGCGUGCCGCCGCGCGACAUCUGCGCGACCAUGACGGGGCUGGACGCCGAGUGCCGCCGCUACGUGUUCCAGUGUCCGCGCAUACGGCAGAUCUACGAGGCGGGGCGGCGGAUGGUGGAGGAUGCGGUGUGGCAUGGAGCCCCGGUAGCGCUGGGGGUGAGCUGCGGGAGCGGGACGCAUCGCAGCGUGAGUUUUGUGGAGAGGAUGGCGAGGGAGUUGAGGGGGAGGGGGUGGGAGGUUGGGGUUGUGCAUUUGGAUAUUGGGAGGGGGAGGUAG